Psylliodes chrysocephalus is the source of this 831-nucleotide messenger RNA. NCBI's taxonomy places the organism in Eukaryota, Metazoa, Arthropoda, Insecta, Coleoptera, Chrysomelidae. The record is from the annotation of a GenBank genome assembly.
AUGGCAGAAAAUAACAGCAUUUCUACUCUAUCUUCUUCCGAAACCACUAAAAGACUACCAGAACUACACUUUUCUCACCACAAUGAGGCCGACACUAGAAUAUUUAUCAUUAUCCAAUACUUGUCAAAUCUACAGUACCGUCAAAUAAUAAUAGAGGCCACUGAUACCGACAUAUUUGUUUUGUCUCUCUACUUUAUUACUAUCCAGGAAAUAUGGUUUAACACAUAUAUACCAGUGCACCACAUCAUAGAAGAAUUAUCUACGGAUAAGUCUUUAAAUGUUCAAAUGAAUUUGGGUAGUUUACUUUUGAGUAUUUACAUUUUAACUGGUUGUGAUACAGUAAGAUUUAUAUUUAGAAAAGGUAAAACUAACGCAUUAAAAAAAUGUUUGAAUUACGAACACGACACAGAAUUAAAAGCACUUGUAAGUUAUCCUAAAAGUGCUAACCAGAAUUUAAUUAAUUUCGAAAACGCGGCUAGAUAUUUUUUCAAAAUUUUGUAUGCUAGGCCAUUAUUUACAGGUGAUUUAAAUAAAUUACGCGCUCAUCUAUUUCAUACCUGUAAAUCUGAUAUAAGGAAUUUGCCACCUACCCAGGAUGCAUUUUAUCAGCAUAUAUUAAGAGCUGCAUAUCAAUUGAUUGUCUGGAAGAGCGCUAUUUUAAUAAACCCAAAAAUUCCCAACCCUGUUGAUUUUGGUUGGGAUUUAAAAGAAAAUAAUUUACUCCUUCCAAAAUUGACCACAAUAAGUAUUUGUCCCGAUGUACAAUUCGAAAAUGUGCGCUGCAAAUGCAAACUUCAGAAAUUGUGGUUGUUUAAAAGCUGGAUUGUAUAA